AUGGCAUCCUCGAAGCGCAAGUCUGACGACGGCGAUUCCGACUGGGAAGGUGCACCCGGCGCGAAGCAACUCAAAACCACACCCGAAUCAGGGACCGCUGAACUCCAGAAAGAUCUCGGUAACUAUGGAAGCGCAUCUUCUCAACGCCCGACACGAGUGAGGAAACCUCCGGAAAGAUACAUCAACGCACCGCCUCAGCCGCCUGUCUCUAAGAGAAGGAAAGCGACCUUGACCAAGGCCAACUCAUCCGCCCAGAAAGCUUCAACUACAACAAGGGGUGCUUCUCAUCAGAUUCAGACUGAAGCUUCGGUAUCUUUGGAGACAGUUGCGAAUGCAAUCGACACCUUGUCGCAACCACCGGAGAGAGAGUCCAAGAUAGUCCGUCUCAAAGUCCCAGUCACCACGUCCAUACGCCGGCCAGGCCAACAACACGAAGAUGCUAGCUCCAGUAGUGAGCUUUCAUCCCCUCCAGGGUCUCUGCCAUCAACUCCAGUUUGUAAACCCUUGGACUUUUCGGUCAUCAAGCUAAUUAGCAAGCAGAUCUCUGCCUACAGGAACACACAGGGCUCUUUUCCGCUGGACGGACAAGGUCAGUGUGCUCAGCGUAUACUGGAACCCGUACCGGCAUCGAGCCAGGAUUUCGCAACUCCAGCUGCCUCUCAAGAAACCCUCCCAAGCCAGACCCCCAUAUCGUCAUGGGAACCGAAUACGCCGGAGGACAGUAUGCGCAACGUCCCAGACUUCGUCAAUCACGCGCAAACACCGCCAUCAAUGCUUUCGAAGGAGGCCGAUAGUCGCUUCGCAUACCUUACGCCCGAAUCAGCUAUCCACUAUGAUCCGAGUGUCGUACAUGACAAGUCAAACGUUGAGCUUGACAACGGCCAGGUGCCUGAACAAGACUCAUAUCUAGCCCAGCCCAUACUGCCUUUGGGUUCGACCUGCGGAAGGUGUGGCGCAGCUGGGCACGAAGAGCAUGACUGUUCCGUGGCUCUUUCUGUCCCCGACAAUCGAGAUCGCAGCGGGCAGGUCGAGGCUUGGCUUCGAGCUGGCGAUCCCGCCGACCAGACAAAGGCGCCCUGUGCUGACCAUGUUGCGCCGGUACCCAGUCUGUAUGCGGAAUCGGAAGCAACAACAGAUUGCGAUGGAUUUGUGGGCUCUCCCGUCGGCGAACUAUUCGACGUACCCGACAACAAACACCUCUCUGAUAUUACCGAGCGACUCAUUGCCCAGCAGAACAGAGGUCUGAACAAGCCAGAGCCGCACGGACAACCAGAAGUUUGGGCAGAUGGACGGCAAGAGAUCUGCGAGACGCUACAUUACUAUCGCGCAUACCAAAGCGCCUGCUACUCAACUGGCGGUUUUGCGAGGGGCUUCAUGUUUGACAAGGUUGCGCAUGCUCGCGACUAUAUGGAUACUAACGUUGUCAUCUCACGAGCAGGUGGUGGUCUCGCGAAGGACAUUGACUCCGGUGAGAUGAAGUCAAAGAAGGACCAAUCUGAAGACUCAGCUGCGCUAGGCUUGAGGAACUGCAUGCUUCACUACAACCCAGUCGUCAUCAUCACAGGAGUCGACAACCCCAACAUCCCAUCAAAGCCACCGCAUCAGUACUGUGUUUUGGAUCAUUUCAAGCCCACCCAUAUCUGGGCUGAGAAGAGUGGUAACAGCAAGAUUGUGCGAUACCGCUUUGAGAAGCUGAACACAAAGAAAGAGUCCUGGUGGAAGGAGAAGGAUUCACAGGAAGUUGCAGAGCUUGGCUCGCUGCAACCUCCAGUUGAGAAGAUAUGCGGAAGCUGCAACGUGAAGUCUCAACAGAUAUACCUGAACGGGUGGAUGUGUCUACAACCCACUUGCGCCGCCUUUUGGAAGAUUCUCAUGCCCACACCAGGACCCGGAAGGAGUGUGUCAGCUCAAGAGCCCAAGGAAGCAUCUUUGGUCUACGACCCACGCUUCCUCAAGCAGAAGACUCCUUGGCACAAUGACGACCACAAUUACCCUCUAGUCUCCAACGCUGCUGAGCUUUCCGGUCACUCGAUUCCAGGAGAGAAUACCUCAGUCGCAUUCUGGUCUGCAUGCCAAUAUACGAGGACGCCUCCGCAUACGCUCAUCUCCGCGUUAUCUCUUCGCGACCCAUUAUGGCCGGUCACGAGCAGCUACACACUGUCCAGAGAUACAAUGGCACCUCUGUUUGGACUGAAAGUAUCCUUUGAACAUGGGUAUCGCAUUAAUCGUUACGAAAUACCUGGCGUCAAUGGCUUCAUCACACACAUGAUCGCCAACAAGACGGUGCUUGAGGAAGAAGGUGGACCAGAUGCCAUGUUUGAAGAGCUUCAACAGACGAACAUUGGACUGCAGCGACGCUCCAUGCCGAACGGUCAGCUCAAAGGACCAAACUACUGCCGCCACUUUGCAGUCAACUAUGGUAUGCCGUACAAGUUCAUUGCAGCGACAGCAUCUCGCUCUUUCGAUGGAGCCGCUCGUCCCAUAACCAGCACGCGCAGUCGCUUGAACUGGGCGGCCAAGUUGCUCUUGACGCAGGAGACGGGUAGAAGCAUUGGGGAAGUCAAUCAAGAAUGGCAAGAGAAGGAGUUCAAUGAAGUUCUUGCACUAGGAUACUUUGAGGAACAGAAGAUCAACUACCACGAUGACGGCGAAUUUGGCCUUGGUCCAACUAUCGCAACGUUAAGUUUGGGCGCACCAGGUACAAUGCGGCUCCGCAUGAAAGCCCGUCACUACCAUGGCGUGUCUUCUGUCGCUGGUCUUUACGAUGACGCUGCUCCAAUACCCGGAUGCGAACAUUACGAAGCUCGUCUCGCAGUUCAACCUUCUCUCGAUGCGCUCAAGACAUCCGACUCCAAGGCGUACAAUGCUAGGAGGAAGCAGAUACCCAAGCAGUUGAAGCUCAACAACCGAGGCAAUGCGAGGGAUGCGCUAACGAUGCAGCUUGGGCACGGCGAUAUUGUUAUCAUGCACGGCGCCGACGUACAGAAGUAUUAUGAGCACGCUGUUGAGCACUCGGGUAAGCUGCGGUUUGCGCUUACAUGUCGGUACAUCAAUCCCAAGUCGCUGAAGGCUGAGGAUCAGCCCCAGUAUGACGUUGGACCGGAUGUGGAGCGGUACGAUGGAUCAGGAUUGAUGUGA
Alternaria triticimaculans is the source of this 3138-nucleotide messenger RNA. RefSeq lists its product as uncharacterized. Gene Ontology annotation, biological process: DNA repair. The transcript is spliced from 2 exons. The coding region runs from base 1 to 3138 and encodes 1045 amino acids. Lineage: Eukaryota; Fungi; Ascomycota; Dothideomycetes; Pleosporales; Pleosporaceae. Gene Ontology annotation, molecular function: zinc ion binding; nucleic acid binding. The record is from RefSeq and is a predicted model, not a curated record.